AUGGAGCAGGAGAUUCUUCGUCUUCUGGGCGAACUCCAGUCUACCGCCGAGGGCCCUCGACGGAAUGCGGAAACUCAGAUUACCGCGUUGUACGCCAAUGAUGCCUUGCCUGUUGCCCUCAUGAAUAUUGCGUCUGCGCAGCAGCUCGACAUGACUGCUCGCCAGGCGGCCCUAUUGAUUCUGAAGCGUUAUGUCCAGCACUGCUGGAGCCCAAGCUUUGAGGAGUUCAAGGGACAGCUGGUCAGGGACGACGUCAAGGCCCAGAUGAGGGUCGCACUGCUGGGUCUUGUUACGGACGAGCAGAGGAAGAUUAGAGCGGCUGCUUCAUACGUCGUCAGCAAGAUUGCGAGUCAAGAUUUUCCGGAGGAGUGGCCGACAUUGGUGCAGGACCUAUUGAAACUGAUCUCCGAGGGGAGUGAAUCACAGGUUCACGGAGCUUUGCGUGUGCUCAGUGAUCUUAUCAACGACGGAUUCUCGGAUGAACAGUUCUUCUCGACCGCCAAAGCCCUCAUCUCGGUCGUCUAUGGCGUUGCUACACAUCAGUCAAGGAACUACUCUAUCCGUGCAUUGGCCGUGCAUGUGUUCUUUGCCUGCAUUGAGAUGCUGGAGAUGGUGAAAGAGGACCACCCAAACGCUGUUAAUGAUUUCGCGAAGGAGAUACUCGAUCUCUGGGUCCCAUUCUUUGUCGGCACUCUUUCUGGCUCUUUCCCGGAGACCGACGAUAUUACUUUCGACGGUGUUGUGACUCUCCGCAUCCAGAUUAUCCGGACCAUCAUGCAGAUCCGCAAAGUGUUUGGCUCACUUCUUGCCCCAUUCUUGGGUCAAAUAUUUGCGGUUACUUGGCAGGAACUUAAUACUGUCAAGGAUCGCUAUGUCCGUGACUUUGUGAUCAAUGAGACUGAAGGGAAGCUUGUUGAUCUGGACAGCUUGCCGUAUAGUUUGGAUCUUUUGGUUCUGGAACAACUAGAUUUCAUUCAGACUUGUUUAAAAAACAAGGCUGUGAGGGAUGAGCUGGCGCGUGUGAGUGCUGGGGGUGGAGCGGGUUCGCCAUUGGUACAAAUGGUGAAUGCUACUGUUGCGCUGAGUCAGGUCGCGAGCGAGGAUGAGGGCAUGUGGGAGGUUGAUUUGAAUGUUUUCCUGUGCGAGGAGACUUCGAUUUCGGCGAAUUACACCCCUAGGAGUGCGUCGGGCGAUUUGAUACUGAAGCUUGGAGAAUCAUUCCAGCACCAGACAGAAGCCGCAUUGUGGGAGUAUACACAGCAGAUAUUCAAGUCCGGGGAGAGUACUCGUCAAAUCAAGGAGGCAGCCUUGUUCAUCUGGGAUGAGCUUCUCAGUGAAUUUGCUGAAAUCAAUCGAAAGAUUAACCCCAGCAUCGCCUCGAAUCUGUUGGAAUACGUAGUAUCUGCCAUUGGCAGCAACCUCGAAGAGGAGCAGUUCCUCAGAGCUCGGGGUUACUAUCUUGCUGGAACAUUAACCAAAGCAGCCCCCGAAACCGUCGGGCCCCGGGUGACCGAAUUAAUUGAUCAAACUAUCCGGGCAUCCACCACCGACCCAUCGGAUAUCGUAAAAAUCUCAUGCAUAAAAGUCCUUCAGAAAUACUGCGAGAUUGUUGAUCUCGAGAUAAUUCGACCAUACCAAGCUAGUAUUAUCGGCUCAGUCCGGUCUUUCCUCGCCCACAAACCACAUGAUGAAGCCGAAGACAGCCAAGAUGUACUGGCAGAGUUAAUGGAGGCUUUACGUGGUGCCGUUGGCCUUAAUUAUUCCAUUGCCAUUGAUCCCAACGUCCGGGUCGUUGAGUUAAUCUUUGCUAUUGCUCACAAUGGCCCAACGAGCAUGCACUUGCAGAGUUUGGUUCAGGACUUGUUUCAAGAUAUUGCCGAGGAGCUAUAUGAGAACUUCGUACCGCUCUGUGAAAUGAUGCUCCCGUUCAUAUCAGCAGCAUUAGAUGUAGGAAUGGAUGGGAAGAAUCAUCCCUUGAUGGAUCUCGCAGCUGAUGUCUUGGCUGUGCUCGCGCGGAACGGCUCUGAGCCUCUACCGAAUGGUUUUGUUGCAACGGUAGUACCGAGGCUUCAAAGGAUUUUAAUUCAGUGUGAGGAAAGUGACGUUUUGCAGAGUGGAUGCGAGGCGCUGGGAAGCAUUGUCAAGCAUGACCUGAAUCAAUUGAUCCAGUGGCACGAUGCAGAUGGAAAGAGUGGUUUGGAGGUGACCCUGGUCAUUAUUGAUAGAUUGCUGAGGCCAGACAUCCCAGACAAUUCUGCGCUGGAAGUUGGUGGGUUGGCUGCGGAAGUUGUCGAGAAGGCCAGUGAGCACCUUGGACCGUUCCUAGCGAGCUUGCUUAGGGCCGUUGCGGAACGUUUGGCUACUGCACAGUCACCACCCUUUAUCCAGAGUCUUAUCCUCGUCUUUGCUCGUCUUGUGCUUAAACAAGCAAAGGACGUCGUAGACUUCCUGGCUGGGUUGACUAUUGGUGAUGUAAACGGAUUACAGAUCGUGCUCGGAGCAUGGUUGGAGAACUCUAGCAGUUUCUCAGGCUACGAGGAGAUUCGACAAAAUGUCAUCGCACUAUCAUUACUAUACCGCCUACAGGAUCCUAGGCUCUCGCAGAUUAUGGUUAAGGGUGAUUUGAUCGUCCCCGAAAGCAACCGAAUAAUGACGAGAUCCAAAGCGAAACAAAAUCCUGACAGAUUUACGAUGAUCCCGGUACCUCUCAAAAUCGUGAAGCUCUUGGUUCUAGAGCUCGGGUCGACAAUGGGCGAUGCAACCAAGUCAUACUAUAACAGUAGCCAACUGGCGGCCGAGUCAGAUAGCGAGGACGAGGGCGAGGGCUGGGAAGAUAUGCCAGCUAGCUUAAACAUACCAGGCAUCUCUACCGAAGAACUCAUGGCCCUCGGAGGUGGAUCUGGCCGCGUCUCAAGACAGGCAAAUGACGAAACAUACGCCUACUUGACAAGUUUCUUCCGUGAGCUGUCCACCACCAACCUCGGUGAUUUCCAGACCAUCUACGCUGCGCUUAAGCAGGAAGAGCAGUUGCCACUUAACCAGCUUUUGGGUUCGCAGUCAUAG
Morchella sextelata is the source of this 3063-nucleotide messenger RNA. RefSeq lists its product as uncharacterized. Gene Ontology annotation, biological process: protein import into nucleus. The coding region runs from base 1 to 3063 and encodes 1020 amino acids. Lineage: Eukaryota; Fungi; Ascomycota; Pezizomycetes; Pezizales; Morchellaceae. Gene Ontology annotation, cellular component: cytosol; nuclear envelope. The transcript has 11 exons. The record is from RefSeq and is a predicted model, not a curated record. Gene Ontology annotation, molecular function: small GTPase binding.